CUACUGUGAGUGUGCAGAGGACCAACUGCCCUCUUCUUUUCAUCAGGUUCUGUGAAGUAGCAACACCACCCGUAAAACAUGGCGGAUGAUGAGGUGAGCAGCUCUGAGGAGGAAAGUCAGCAGGAGAUUGACGAUCGCGCACAAAAACAAUUGGAACAGGAGAAGAAGAAGAAGCAGACCGAGAUCGAGGCCAAGCGCGCCGAGGUGCGCAAGCGCCUGGAGGAGGCCUCCAAGGCCAAGAAGGCCAAGAAGGGCUUCAUGACACCUGAAAGAAAGAAGAAACUCAGGUUGCUGCUGCGUAAGAAAGCCGCUGAGGAGUUGAAGAAGGAACAGGAGCGCAAGGCCGCCGAGCGUAGACGCAUCAUCGAGGAGCGCUGCGGAAGCCCCAACGACGUUGAGGAUGCCAAUGAAGCUGAACUGCAGACAGUUAUUAAACAAUACUGGGAAAGGUUGUACGGUCUCGAAGGAGAUAAAUUUGACCUAGAGAGAGCCAUGAAACUUAGACAGUUUGAGAUCGCCGACCUCAACAGCCAAGUCAACGACCUUCGCGGCAAAUUCGUGAAACCCACCCUCAAGAAGGUGUCCAAAUACGAGAACAAAUUUGCCAAGCUGCAGAAGAAGGCGGCUGAGUUCAACUUCCGUAACCAGCUCAAGGUUGUCAAGAAGAAAGAAUUCCAGAUGGAAGAGGAAGACAAGGAGAAGAAACCCGACUGGUCCAAAUCCAAGGACGAAAAGAAGAAAGAGGGCGAGGAAGCUGCCGCUGAGGGCGAAGCUGCCGCCGCCGCCGAGGGUGAGGCCGCCGCAGCCGCCGCCGCCGCCGAGGGCGAGGCUGCUCCCCCUGCAGAGGGAGGUGAAGCUGCACCACCUGCCGAAGGCGCCGCUCCUCCCGCCGAGGGCGGUGAGGCCGCACCACCUGCCGAAGGCGCCCCACCUGCCGAGGGCGCUCCACCUGCAGAAGGCGCUGCGCCACCCGCGGAAGGAGCUGCGCCACCAGCGGAAGGAGCUCCUGCUGCACCUCCCGCAGAAGGCGCUCCCGCCGAGGGUGCUGCACCUCCCGCCGAGGGUGCGGCACCUCCCGCUGAAGGUGCCCCUGCGGCGCCCGCCGAGGGUGCACCUGCGCCCGCUGACGGUGCUGCCCCCGCGGCGCCCGCCGAGGGCGCACCCGCGCCUGCCGAGGGUGCCGCUCCUGCGGCGCCCGCAGAGGGCGCUCCCGCUGCUCCCGCGGAGGGAGCCGCCCCCGCCCCUGCCGCCGAAGGUACAGUCCCACCCGCUGAGGGAGCCCCCGCCGCUGAGGGAACAGCACCCGCUGACGGUGCCGCCCCUCCUGCCCCAGCACCUGCUGCUGAGGGCGCCGCGCCCGCCCCUCCUGCCGAAGGAGCACCAGCCCCCGAAACCCCGGCUGCAGCCCCUACUGAUGCUGUUCCUCCUCCUGCAGAGGCCGCCCCCGCUCCCGCAGCCGCUCCCGCCCCAGCCGAGCCCGCACCGGAAGCUGCCCCUGCCGAGGCACCCCCUGCAUAAACGUUCCGAGCCGAUGCACCAUCAAACUCACGCCACUGUCUAUUUCGUCAUGAAUUGGUGCCCUCAAAGGUCACUCGAGCUCUGGACGAGGUUCCAUUUAAAUUGUAUUCACUGUACGAAUAAAGCUACUUCACGGUGUCAAAUAAAUGUAAUACUAUUUUAAGGUA
Messenger RNA from Neocloeon triangulifer, 1685 nucleotides. It is a transcript of the gene wupA, whose product is annotated as troponin I. Gene Ontology annotation, biological process: muscle contraction. Gene Ontology annotation, cellular component: troponin complex. Bases 79 to 1518 code for a protein of 479 amino acids. NCBI's taxonomy places the organism in Eukaryota, Metazoa, Arthropoda, Insecta, Ephemeroptera, Baetidae. The transcript has 13 exons. The record is from RefSeq and is a predicted model, not a curated record.